AUGGCGGAAGAAAUUCAACCUCUCGUAGUGGACAAUGGGUCGGGUAUGUGCAAGGCCGGUUUCGCCGGAGACGACUCUCCUCGUGCCGUCUUCCCCUCCAUCGUCGGUCGACCCAGACAACAGAGCAUCAUGGUUGGCAUGGGCAACAAGGACAGCUACGUCGGUGAUGAGGCACAGUCCAAGAGAGGCAUCCUCACACUCAAGUACCCCAUCGAACACGGCAUUGUCACGAACUGGGAUGACAUGGAGAAGAUCUGGCACCACACCUUCUACAACGAACUCCGUGUCGCCCCAGAAGAACACCCCGUUCUCCUCACCGAAGCCCCUCUCAACCCCAAGGCUAACCGUGAGAAGAUGACCUCCAUCAUGUUCGAGACCUUCAACGUCCCCGCCAUGUACGUCGCCAUUCAGGCCGUGCUCUCCCUCUACGCGUCUGGUCGUACCACCGGCAUCGUCCUCGACUCCGGUGAUGGCGUCAGCCACACCGUCCCCAUCUACGAGGGCUACGCUCUACCACACGCCAUCCAGCGUCUCGACCUGGCUGGACGCGAUCUCACCGAGUGGCUCGUCAAACUCCUCACCGAACGCGGCUACUCAUUCACCACCACCGCCGAACGCGAAAUUGUCCGCGACAUCAAGGAGAAGCUCUGCUACGUGGCGCUUGACUUCGACAACGAAAUGAACACCGCCGCGACCAGCUCGUCACUGGAGAAGACCUACGAACUGCCUGACGGUCAAGUCAUCACCAUUGGCAACGAGCGAUUCCGCUGUCCCGAGGCUCUCUUCCAGCCCAACUUCCUCGGUCUCGAGUGCACUGGCAUCCACGAGACCACGUACAACUCCAUCAUGAAGUGCGAUCUGGACAUCAGGAAGGACCUCUACGCCAACGUCGUCAUGUCCGGCGGCUCCACCAUGUACCCUGGCAUCGCUGACCGCAUGAACAAGGACCUCACCGCCUUGGCGCCCACCACCAUGCGCAUCAAGAUCAUCGCGCCACCGGAGAGAAAGUACUCCGUGUGGAUCGAGCAGUCGAAAUCCAACCCACGAGUGACUUUUCAAUCCAACACAAUGGUGCUGACUGCCGCGGAUGACAGCAUCAUUCCGCUGGUUGUCGACACCGGCUCGAGUGGCUGUCGGGUUGGUUUUGCUGGCGACGACAACCCCAAGGUGGACAUCGCCAGUGUCAAACGCGGUGGAUGGAAAACCGAGCGUCAGCCCAUCCAGCGAGGAAAUGUAGUCGACUGGGAGGGUUUGGAAUGCCUCUGGUGGGAGGCGCUUUCCCAGAACCACAUCACCUUCAUGGAUCACCCGCUCCUCUUCACGGAGAACCCAGUUUCGCCAAAAUUUAACCGAGAAAAAACCGCUCAAAUUGCCUUCGAAAGCUUCGGAGUGCCAGCUGUCUACAUGUCGAAUCAGGCUGUACUUUCUUUGUACUCAGCUGGGAAGACUACGGGACUUGUGUUGGAUUCUGGACAUGGGGUCACACACAGCGUUCCGGUUAUCGAGGGGAACGUGAUUUACCCUGGAGUUUGCACCAUGGAACUCGGGGGAGUCGAUCUAACCGACCACCUGCAGAAACUCACAGGAAUGACGGAGUCCUGCCAAGUGUUGAAGGAGAAGGUGUGCGAGGUCGCACCUCACCCAGAUAUCACUGACACCUCCCAAGUCAAAUUCACUCUUCCAGACGGCAGAGAAAUUUCGGUGGGGGCUGAGCGGUUCCGGUGUCCUGAGGUGCUUUUUCGGCCUGAUCUGAUCGAUGCUGGGUGUCUGGCGGUUCACGAGGCGGUGUAUCACUCGAUCUUGAAAAGUGAUCGCGACAUGCGACGCGAGAUGUACGCGAACCUAGUGCUCGCGGGCGGAUCGACAAUGUUUCCAAACUUCGAGGAACGACUGGUGCGGGAGAUUGCUGUGAUUGCUCAGUCCACCUCCAAGGUCACCAUCACGACCCCACCAGAAGGUGGCAGGUUUUCGGCGUGGCUCGGGGGAUCCAUCCUCGCAUCCCUCUCCACCUUCCAGAAGAUGUGGAUCACCAAGCAGCACUACGAUGAGUGCGGACCGUCUGUAGCUCAUCGAAAGUGUAAUUAA
Molecule: messenger RNA, 2085 nt
Organism: Mesocestoides corti
Lineage: Eukaryota; Metazoa; Platyhelminthes; Cestoda; Cyclophyllidea; Mesocestoididae
Source: the annotation of a GenBank genome assembly